AUAAACACACGACUAGUCGCAGUAAGAAUACUGAAAUCGAGCACAUCAGCAGUGUCGAUUUUUAUAAUAAUCUGUAACGCGAAAAUCAUGAGUCGCACCAAGGAUAACUCGGCCGAGUUGGGUACAAAAGACCAGAAGGAAAAGUUGAAGAGCUUUAUGCUCGAGGAGGUCGACGACUGCAACGUCAUCGUCGACGUCUCAGAUUCGCCGAAGACCAGCACGAGCCCCGAGGGGUCGCCUAUCGUCGUGGCGGAGGAGGAUUAUUAUUAUACAAUGCUCGACUCACCAAAGGACGAAGAGGAUCGGAGCUCGAACAACGACGACAAAGACGAUGACGACCGCGACAAAGACGACGAAUUGGAAUCGGUUAGUAGUAGGCGCAGUAUAGAGGCGCAGAGAGAUCAGGCACGUGCCGUUCGGCGAUUGAAAGCGUUCUUUCGAUUCCAGGCAACACGAGCUCCGCCACCGAGGCGCGAUGGAGCUGCGCUGUAACCGACUGCCCGGCGAGCUUCGCGCGCCAAUUUUAUCUCGAUCGGCAUCGAAGAACCAAGCACAGCGAUGAAAAUCGAGGAAUGAGAAAAAUAUUCGAGUGUCAAAUUUAUAAGACGCUGAAACAUAUUUGUUAUUUAAUGAUAAUUUGUUUAUGUUACUUUUUUUUAAAUAUAGUCUGUAUUGAA
Trichogramma pretiosum is the source of this 677-nucleotide messenger RNA. RefSeq names its product prothymosin alpha-A-like. The transcript has 2 exons. The coding region runs from base 88 to 492 and encodes 134 amino acids. NCBI's taxonomy places the organism in Eukaryota, Metazoa, Arthropoda, Insecta, Hymenoptera, Trichogrammatidae. The record is from RefSeq and is a predicted model, not a curated record.